GUGCGCGGAGGGAGGGAGCGAGCGAGCGAGGGAGGGAGGACGGACGGACCGACCGACCGGCGGGCGAGCGGGGGGAGCUGCCGCCAGCCGGGUGCGCGGCGACCUGAGCCCUGUCCAACAUGGUCGCCGCUCACACCUCCCAUUCCGCGUCCUCCGGCGAGUGGAUCGCGUGCCUGGAUAAAAGACCUUUGGAACGUUCUAGUGAAGAUGUAGAUAUAAUAUUCACACGACUGAAAGAAGUGAAAGCUUUUGAGAAAUUUCAUCCAAACCUUCUCCAGCAGAUAUGUCUUUGUGGAUAUUAUGAAAAUCUGGAAAAAGGAAUCACAUUAUUCCGUCAGGGUGAUAUUGGGACGAAUUGGUAUGCCGUUCUGACAGGAUCACUGGAUGUGAAGGUUUCUGAUACAAGCAACCACCAGGAUGCUGUGACAAUAUGCACUCUGGGAAUAGGAACUGCUUUUGGAGAGUCCAUUCUGGAUAACACUCCUCGCCAUGCUACCAUCGUUACCAGAGAAUAUAGUGAGCUCCUUCGAAUUGAGCAGAAGGACUUUAAAGCACUUUGGGAGAAAUAUCGACAGUAUAUGUCUGGACUUCUCACUCCUCCUUAUGGUGUUAUGGAAACUGGCUCCAACAAUGACAGAAUGCCAGAUAAAGACAGUAUGUCAAGCAGUGCUCUUUGCCAAGUUGCUAAAAAUUGUAAUAAGACACCUCUUAUUGAACCUCACAUCCCACAUCGUCCUACUAAAACCAUUACACAGGUUCCUUCAGAAAAGAUCCUCAGAGCUGGAAAGAUUUUGCGGAAUACAAUUCUGUCCCGAGCCCCUCACAUGAUAAGAGAUCGCAAAUACCAUCUGAAGACUUACAGGCAAUGCUGUGUGGGGACAGAACUAGUUGACUGGAUGAUGCAGCAAAGUCCUUGUGUCCAUUUACGAACCCAGGCUGUUGGCAUGUGGCAAGUAUUGCUGGAAGAAGGUGUUCUUAACCAUGUGGAUCAGGAACACCACUUUCAAGACAAAUACUUAUUUUAUCGAUUUUUGGAUGAUGAACGUGAAGAUGCCCCUUUGCCAACUGAGGAAGAGAAAAAGGAGUGUGAUGAAGAGCUACAGGACACUAUGCUGCUUCUGUCUCAGAUUGGGCCAGAUGCUCAUAUGAGGAUGAUUCUCAGAAAACCGCCCGGCCAGAGAACUGUAGAUGACUUAGAAUUUAUAUAUGAAGAACUUCUCCACAUUAAGGCCUUAUCUCAUCUUUCUACCACAGUAAAGCGAGAAUUAGCAGGUGUCCUCAUUUUUGAGUCACAUCCCAAAGCAGGAACGGUCUUAUUUAAUCAGGGAGAAGAAGGUACUUCUUGGUACAUUAUCCUAAAGGGAUCAGUAAACGUAGUCAUUUAUGGCAAGGGUGUGGUAUGUACUCUACACGAAGGAGAUGAUUUUGGCAAGUUAGCGCUUGUGAAUGAUGCUCCCAGAGCAGCAUCCAUUGUACUGCGUGAAGACAACUGCCACUUCUUGAGAGUAGACAAGGAGGACUUCAACAGGAUCCUUAGGGAUGUGGAAGCAAAUACAGUAAGACUCAAGGAACAUGACCAAGAUGUCUUGGUGUUGGAGAAGAUCCCAGCAGGAAACAGAAUUUCUAAUCAAGGAAAUUCACAGCUGCAGCACAAGUAUAUUGUGAUGUCAGGAACCCCAGAGAAAAUUUUAGAGCACUUUCUAGAAACUAUGAGGCUUGAAGCAACUUUAAAUGAAGCAACAGAUUCUGUUUUAAAUGAUUUUAUUAUGAUGCACUGUGUUUUUAUGCCAAAUAGUCAGCUCUGCCCAGCCUUGAUGGCACACUAUCAUGCCCAGCCUUCUCAGGGUACAGAGCAGGAGAAAAUGGAUUAUGCCCUCAACAAUAAAAGGCGAGUCAUUCGGCUGGUUCUGCAGUGGGCUGCUUUAUAUGGAGAUUUACUACAAGAAGAUGAAGCAGCAAUGGCCUUUUUGGAGGAGUUUUAUGUAUCUGUAUCAGAUGAUACUAGAAUGAUUGCAGCCCUAAAGGAGCAACUUCCAGAGCUAGAGAAAAUUGUAAAGCAAGUUUCUGAAGAACCUAAAGCACCACAAAAGAAGCACAAAGUUCUUCUGCAGCUGUUCAACACAAGUGAUGACAGGGCACAGAAGCGCCAGCCUAUCAGGGGCAGCGACGAAGUUCUGUUUAAGGUGUACUGCAUAGACCAAACCUAUACCACUAUCCGGGUGCCAGUGUCUUCCUCUGUGAAGGAAGUGAUCAGCGCAGUAGCAGACAAGCUGGGUUCUGGAGAAGGCCUCAUCAUAGUGAAGAUGAGUUCAGGAGGAGAAAAGGUUGUGCUCAAACCUCAUGAUGUUUCAGUGUUUACCACUCUCAGUGUUAAUGGACGGCUGUUCGCUUGCCCCCGGGAUCAGUUCGAUUCAUUGGCACCAUUACCAGAACAAGAAGGACCAUCUACUGGUACAGUAGGAACAUUUGAACUGAUGAGUUCCAAAGACUUGGCACAUCAGAUGACAAUUUAUGACUGGGAACUCUUCAACUGUGUGCAUGAGCUGGAAUUGAUCUAUCACACUUUUGGAAGGCACAAUUUUAAAAAGACCACAGCAAAUCUGGACUUGUUUUUAAGAAGAUUUAAUGAAAUUCAGUUCUGGGUGGUCACCGAGAUUUGUCUUUGCUCUCAACUCAGCAAGCGUGUUCAGCUGUUAAAGAAGUAUAUUAAGAUAGCAGCCCACUGUAAAGAAUACAAAAAUCUGAAUUCCUUUUUUGCUAUUAUUAUGGGACUAAGUAAUGUUGCUGUGAGCCGUCUCUCAUUAACAUGGGAGAAACUUCCAAGCAAGUUCAAGAAGAUCUAUGCUGAGUUUGAAAGCUUAAUGGAUCCAUCGAGAAACCACAGGGCCUACAGACUAACUGUAGCUAAAUUGGACCCUCCAAUAAUUCCUUUCAUGCCACUACUUAUAAAAGACAUGACGUUUACUCAUGAGGGAAACAAGACAUUCACUGACAAUCUAGUAAAUUUUGAAAAAAUGCGCAUGAUUGCCAACACUGUCAGGACAGUGAAAUUCUGCCGAAGCCAAUCUUUCAAUCCUGAUGCAGCCCUAGCUAAUAAGAACCAUCAGGAUGUUCGCAGCUAUGUGCGGCAAUUAAAUGUGAUUGACAACCAGAGAACUUUAUCACAGAUGUCUCACCGACUAGAACCGCGUCGAGCAUAAACAUUUGAAGCAAUGAUGAGAAAUGAUCUUUUAUCCUGUCAAGGUCACUUGUUAAGAACUUCACUUUCUCUGCUACUGCACUGCCACUACAAAAAUAAGCAAAAACAUAUUCUAAGGUCUUAGGCAACGCACAAUAUACCAGCCUGUUGGAGAACUUUGGCUGAGGAAGAAUUUAUGCACUGUAGGCAUACAGGUGGCCAUGUUGUGAACUGUUAAUUCCUCUUAAAGUGUAGUGAUUUCUCAUAUGGAUAAAAAAAAGGCAAAACAUAAAAUAGAAUAGUUAGUGGGAAAUGCACAAAAAGCUUCUAACAAUUCUAAGGUAGGUAGUGAUUUCUUCUCCCUAAUUAAAAAUCUGUAUUUUAUGAUUUAGUUUCCAGGUCAGGACCAAAACUGAUCAUCAGUUUAGCUUACUCAGCUACUGUUCACCUCAGUAGAAGAUGUAUGUAAGCAUCUGAUGAAAGAAUGUAGGUUCAAGAGCAGUCUAAGAUAUAAUUCCAUUCAGAGAAGACUUGCAAAUAUUUCCAUUUUAAAUACAACAGAUACUAAGAAAAUUUCCUAAUCUUAAUCAUACUGCCUACUACUACAAGCAGUGUGGCCAUUUCAAAAAACUGACAGGACUGAAAAUAUUUUGAAUGAUAAAUAAUCUGUGUUUACAUUUUACUUCUUUUUUUAAACUAUGAAUUAGGUUUUUACAAAAUUCCAUUACAAAAUAAGAUUGUCAAAAUCAAUAGCAUUAAAGGUAGCAAAGGACUGGUUCAAAAAGAGCACAAUAUGCACAAAUGGAUUUCAAGAGAUUAUUUUCCUGGACAUUAAAACCUUAAACUUCAGCUAGAAUUAAUUGUGGCUGGUUAACAAAUAUUUUCUGGUCUUAAUCAUUUACAAAUAUCUUGAUUUUCAGCCAAUUGUUUUGCACUUUCAAUAGACUGUAAAUAAAUGUUAAUUCAUUAUGUUCUAGAGUAUUUAUUUAUGUAAUAGUUAUUGUGCCAAAAUAAUUCCAUUUUAUUUAUUUUGUUUAGCAUGUUAUGGGGGUGCAGGUUUUGUCUUUACACUUUGUGUGCAUUUAUGUGUAGGAAUUGUGUGAUCUAUCUUUUCUGUAAAUAACACGCCAUACCUUAUUAAAUGUAAUUGCUGGAAA
This is a messenger RNA of Lepidothrix coronata (blue-crowned manakin), 4335 nucleotides long. It is a transcript of the gene RAPGEF4, whose product is annotated as Rap guanine nucleotide exchange factor 4. Gene Ontology annotation, cellular component: plasma membrane. The record is from RefSeq and is a predicted model, not a curated record. Gene Ontology annotation, molecular function: guanyl-nucleotide exchange factor activity. Bases 120 to 3200 code for a protein of 1026 amino acids. Gene Ontology annotation, biological process: positive regulation of GTPase activity; Ras protein signal transduction. Lineage: Eukaryota; Metazoa; Chordata; Aves; Passeriformes; Pipridae. The transcript has 31 exons.